CUCAUGGAGCUGAUCCGGACGGAGGGCCGGCGGAUGACGGCGGCGCAGCCGUGCGAGACCACCGUGGGCAACAUGGUGCGGCGGGUGCUGAAGAUCGUCCGCGAGGAGUACGGCCGGCUUCACGGGCGCAGCGAAGAGAGCGACCAGCAGGAAUCACUGCACAAACUUCUGACCUCGGGAGGGCCCAGCGACGACUUCACCACCCCUUAUCCUCUCCUCAGAGCUAACGUUAUUGAAGCUAUUAACGAGCUGCUCAUAGAGCUGGAGGGCACCACCGACAACAUCGCCAUGCAGGCGCUGGAGCACAUCCACUCCAAUGAAGUGAUCAUGACCGUGGGCUACUCGCGCACCGUGGAGGCCUUCCUGAAGGAGGCCGCCCGCAAGCGCAAGUUCCAGGUCAUCGUGGCCGAGUGCGCGCCUUUCUGCCAGGGCCAUGAAAUGGCUGUCAAACUAGCUAAAGAGAACAUUGAAACUACUGUCAUGAGCGAUGCUGCUAUUUUUGCUGUCAUGUCUCGAGUCAACAAGGUGAUCAUCGGCACCAAGACCAUUCUGGCGAACGGCGCGCUCAUCGCUGUGAGUGGCACUCACACGCUGGCUCUGGCAGCCAAGCACCACUCCACUCCGCUCAUCGUGUGUGCCCCCAUGUUCAAGCUCUCCCCCCAGUUCCCUAAUGAAGAAGAUUCAUUCCACAAGUUUGUGUCACCUCAAGAAGUGCUGCCGUUCACAGAAGGGGAGAUCCUGGCAAAGAUCAACGUUCACUGCCCGGUGUUUGACUACGUCCCUCCAGAGCUCAUUACUCUCUUCAUUUCUAACAUUGGGGGUAAUGCACCUUCCUAUAUCUACCGCCUCUUGAGCGAGCUCUACCAUCCAGACGACUAUGAACUCUGAAUUAAUGCCUGGAAGCAAGUCGCUGUCCAGACUUUUCCUAUCUCGAGGAAGAUACAACAGCUAAUUAAAGCGGAUGCUGCAAAGAUGGGCUGCUGUUCAGCAGAGGGAAAUCUGCCCAGUGCAGUGUCUCCUAUCCAAAAGCAACAGACAGCAGAGCUCUUGCAUGGGUUUUAAUCUCUCUCCUGUGUUACAAGCCCCAUGGAGCUGCUGCUACGUUUUGCU
Molecule: messenger RNA, 1110 nt
Organism: Nothoprocta perdicaria
Lineage: Eukaryota; Metazoa; Chordata; Aves; Tinamiformes; Tinamidae
Gene: EIF2B2
Product: eukaryotic translation initiation factor 2B subunit beta
Exons: 7
Coding region: 4-888 (294 amino acids)
Biological process (GO): translational initiation
Cellular component (GO): eukaryotic translation initiation factor 2B complex
Molecular function (GO): translation initiation factor activity; guanyl-nucleotide exchange factor activity
Source: RefSeq, a predicted model, not a curated record